GGGAAGGCCGAGCUCAGACACAUUCUUGAACUUCACGUGCGAGGAUAUACCUCUUUAGUCACUGCUGAAAAUACAAGUUGUGGAGCCAAAUGUUUAUUAUUCGUCUCCUCCCUUCUGCCAACAGAUGAAAACGCUGUGAAACAUGUGUCGUUAGUGUGUGUGUGUGUGCACAACUCGUGGCGAUUAUCUCCGUUUUUAUUUUGUUCCAACUUUACACGUGUCUUUAAGAUAAACAUGAUUCCCAUCUGGGAUAGUCAUCUUUAACCGACGACAACCCUUUCCUCGUCUCCUGCUUUGUUGCUGUUCGUCGACCGUGUCACACACGACAAGUUUAUUAGCCCAUCAUCAAUGUCUCGAUUGGAGUGCAUCGCUGUGGAAGCCGGUGGGGACUGCGAGGGACAAGAAGUUGUCCUAAUGGAGCCGCGCCCUUUCAGGCCUUUCAAGUCGAGUGAAGAGUAUCUGGUAGCCAUGAAAGAGGAUCUAGCAGAAUGGCUUCAUCGUCUCUACCACCCGCAACUCAACAUUGACUUUGACAACUUUAUGGAUGUCCUGGAAGACGGCGUCGCACUUUGCAAGCAUGCCAACAAUGUGAGGCGGACGGCGAUGGCCUACAAGGAGAAACUGGAGCAGCAAGACAGCCAGCGUCGCCGCAAGUUCAGCACUCACUUGGACAUACCUGAUCGCGAUGUUCUCUUCCGGUCUGAGGUGAAACCCAAGAGUUUCUUCGCCCGCGACAACGUUCACAAUUUCAUCCAAUGGUGUCGACUCCUCGGAAUUUACGAGUGUCUUUUAUUCGAAACGGAUGACUUGGUUCUACGCAAAAAUGAAAAAAGCUUCAUCCUCUGCUUACUCGAGGUCGCCCGACGAGGAGCCAAUUUCGGUAUGCCCGCUCCAGUUUUGGUCCAGUUCGAAAAGGAGAUCGAUCGGGAGAUAGCUAAAGAGGGAAACUUGGAAAACGGCAAUGACUAUGACGAAGAAGAGGACAUGAUGGAAUUGAUUGAAUACGGGCCUCAGGCGCAAAUAGUUACCAACGAUCUGCGAAGUCUCGAUGAAAUGGUACGAGAUCUCGUGGAAAACUGUUCGUGCCCGACUCAAUUCCCCAUGAUUCGUGUUUCAGAGGGCAAGUACCGGAUCGGCGACACCAAAAUGCUCAUUUUCGUCAGAGUUCUACGCAAUCACGUCAUGGUCCGUGUUGGAGGAGGCUGGGACACUCUAUCGCACUAUUUAGAGAAACACGACCCUUGCCGCUGUCGAGCAGGGCAUCGAACACCGAUCACGUCCAAAUUAAGCGUCAGUCAGAAUUCCCGCGGUACAACACAGAUGGAGGUGAGCUACGAACGGGGAACAUCGCCACCGAAUUCCCGCCGCUCCUCCGGUGCCUCCGUUACUGGGACAACUCUAUCACGCAAAAACUCAGUGACCGGAACGACGACGACUUUGCCAUAUUCAUCAGCAUGCGAUUCUUCAACCGAAACAGCGCCGGCCCCGAAUCGGUUUCAUGCUCGCCACCGAAGUCCUUCUCCCUCGAUUAGGCAUUACUCUUCAGGGGCCUUGGGGAGCAGCCCAAUUUUCCAGCGGUCGGGAUCUGCUCGCUACAGUGCCAAUAAUUCAUACAAUUACGGCCAGACUUCGCCGGCUUAUCAGCAAGAGAAUCACAAAGUUGUCUCAUCUUCACCAGGGAAUGCGGAUUGCCCUGAGUCGGACGAAUGUCUGCCAGCCAAAAGAAUUUGGAGCCCCAGCUAUCGACGUUCAACCAAUGCAAGUAAUACGCAGCAGUCCAAGCUUUCUCGUGGACAAGACGAUCAAUUUGGGACUAAAAGUAGCCGGACGAAAGUCACGUCGAUCAAUAACACUGACAGCAGCUCCGAAAUAUCCGAUGAAGGCUAUCGAACCGGAGUGGGAGCCGGAGACAUCAAAAGCGAAGAACUGGAUGAACGACCCGAUUCCAGUUGCACUCAAGUGUCGCAGACAAGCUCUUUAGAAUCAGGUGUGUCUUCUGCCGGACCAUUAGAUGAUUCCGAUCCGGCUUCUAGUAAUUAUAAACAGGAAAAACUGGAAAGCAAGUACAAUUACAGCAAAAUCCCCCUGUUGGGCAGUCUGCGUAAUAUGGGCAAAAGGGCCAACUCGCAUUACUCGACGGAAUCCAUCGGCUCGUUGUCAAGGAAAUCGUCAUUAGAACUCGAUUGCCGCUCACCCGUCCACAGCAGCAACGCCUUAUCGCCUAAUUUAACAAAUCUGGGAUUCCGGCGUGAAGUUUUCGGCCGGCAUUCACUUCGAGCGCGAUCGUCCACCAACGACGGCGAAAAGUUAACUGUCAGAACGAAUAUUGACUUUGGCGAGCCAGUGACCGGAUCUAAAAACACUUUCACUUGGAGCGGAAGAAACAGACGGCAACGCCCCAGCAUUCAAACCGAAUCAACUUUCAUUAAGAACAGAAAUCCGGUUAAUUCUCCAGGAUCGAGUUAUCGAUCCCGUUCGGUCAACAGCGCGGCGUCGCGUGAACAUUCUCGAGCUUCUUCCACAUCACCAAGUAGCAGAAGACGCAAUCUCUUUGUUACUUCGUCGGGAUAUGGCGCUCCUACCUCACCAGAGAUUAAACCCAUUCCUAAUUUGAAAUCACAAAAACCCGUGUAUCAUGCUAAACAGUCGCCACCCACUUCGCCGCUCCAGUCGGAUCCCUCCAAGAUAUCGCCCUUGUUGCGCAACAUGCUAAAAGACGUGGAACUCGACAACGACGCUUCGAUACUGAAGAAAAUGGAAGAAAUUGUUAAUCAGUACAAAGCCCGAGUUGAAAGCAUUCUCGCUGCUGAAGGGAAGACGUUGAAUGACGAUUAUACGGCCAGAGCCUCCCCUUCGGCCCCCGCGACUCCUUGCAUCAAAAUCAACGAUCAGCGAAACGAAGACCCGACCCAACGACCGGCCAAGAAUGGGACAUCAAAGCUUAGCAGACGCAACUCUCUCGACUCGAGCCUGUCACAUCUGCCUACACGCAUGUUCGUAUCACCGAGGAAAGAUUUAGUUUCACAAUCUCCAUCUAAGAUCCCAGUGCCGAGGUUCUAUCGCCCGAAAGAAGAUGUUAGGAAUCCAUGCUUAGUUUAAUCUAUAGUAAUAUGUUACAUGCUGAAACGCAUUCUUAUUGUCCUUGGGGGACUAAGGUCAAUUUAUUGUUUAAUUGUGGGUUAUGAAAUAAGCACCUUAAUCUCUUUCAUUAAUAUGAUUGGUAAAACUUAAUUUUUUAAAUGGUGAAUAACGUUUUAGCAUUAUUGCGGAAAAGGGUAUUCUUAAAAAUUAAAUUUAUGUAAUUCAAGACUUGUAAGCAGAUAAAGUAACUCGUCCAGCAGCAGAUGUUACACAGAUUGCACAAAACAUUAAAAAAAACUCGGAGAUGAGGAAAGAUUGUGGGCUGGGACACAUAUGCGAUUGAGCAUGCGGAUUUAGCAUGACCUUAGUGGUAAUAAAUAUACUGGUGAAAAAAAAAAUAAGGUAGUAAAGAUUAUCGUGUAAUUAUUAAAUUUACUUGGGUCAGGUUUAAGCUCAAUAAGUUCUUAUCUAUUUCAAAUAACACAGUGCAAUAAAUACAUAUAUCUUUACGGCAAUCCUUUGUGAUCAAAGCUAGUUAACAAAUAUACUAAGAUGGCUAACUUACCCUUCGUGAAAUAUAUAGCAAUCUGAAAAUUCCAAGUGUGCUAUUAUGAAAUCAAACAGUACGAAUUUUAAAACAUUAACAAAAGGUGGUGUUUAAAAAAACUCGGAUUCUAUUCUAAAGUUAUGGUUCUCCAACCGUUGAUUAUAUUCUUCUUUCUUUUCGCUCAGUGAGGCUUUUUUAUUGUUUGUUUUCAUUUGCAUACUCACCUUUCAUGAUUCAGACCUUUGUAUUGUGAAUGAUUGGAAAAAAUAAACAUGCUUCAAUUUA
This is a messenger RNA of Daphnia pulicaria, 3913 nucleotides long. RefSeq names its product GAS2-like protein pickled eggs (gene pigs). Bases 349 to 3099 code for a protein of 916 amino acids. Gene Ontology annotation, molecular function: cytoskeletal adaptor activity; actin filament binding; microtubule binding. Gene Ontology annotation, biological process: protein localization to microtubule plus-end; regulation of microtubule polymerization or depolymerization; microtubule bundle formation. Lineage: Eukaryota; Metazoa; Arthropoda; Branchiopoda; Diplostraca; Daphniidae. The transcript has 11 exons. Gene Ontology annotation, cellular component: cytoplasm; stress fiber; actin filament. The record is from RefSeq and is a predicted model, not a curated record.